This is a messenger RNA of Ilex paraguariensis (yerba mate), 1003 nucleotides long. NCBI's taxonomy places the organism in Eukaryota, Viridiplantae, Streptophyta, Magnoliopsida, Aquifoliales, Aquifoliaceae. The record is from the annotation of a GenBank genome assembly.
AUGUUUUCUUGUGUGUGCUACCCCUGAAGUAGAUCCUAACAAAAAGAGUCGGCUUUUCCCCUUAGUACGGUCAGAAAUGUGAUGUGAUAUUUUUUCUGUGGUCAUAUUAGAAUGAAUCCAAUUUGACUCUUCAGGAAUUUGCUAGUAGUACGAAAGGAAGCUUUGGCCAGAUGCUUGCAGAUGCCAAUGCACAGAGUAACACUGCUGGAGCAACUCUCCAGGCAUCAGUGCCUGGGAAUCCAGUUGUCUCUAUGCCUGCAACUAAUCUGAAUAUUGGAAUGGACUUAUGGAAUGGGUCCCCUGCUGGCACUGGAGCUGUGAAGAUGCGACCAAAUUCUUCUGGUGUCUCACCACCUGCUGUUCCAGCAGCAAUGACUGCACGUGAAGGCAUGUUGCCCGAUCACCACUGGGUUCAAGAUGAACGGGAACUGAAAAGACAAAAGAGGAAGCAAUCCAAUAGGGAGUCAGCUAGGAGGUCAAGAUUGCGCAAGCAGGCUGAGUGUGAAGACCUACAGCAAAGAGUAGAGACAUUGAACAAUGAGAAUCUCGUGCUCAGAGAUGAGCUGCAAAGGCUUUCUGAGGAAUGCGAGAAGAUUACUUCGGAAAAUAAUUCCAUCAAGGAAGAAGUAACUAGAUUAUGCGGACCAGAUGCAGUCUCCAAACUGGAGAACAAUUGCAUUGCACCACAUCUGCAGUCUCAUGCCGAUGAAAGUAACAGUUGAGAAAUAUCAAUUUCAAGAAUAUUUUGCUGUGUUUACUCUCGGCAGAAAGAUCUCUUGUAAGUCCCUUGGGAUUCUAACUGUAGGCGGACGUAAUUGAUGUUUGUUACCCUUACUAAUCUAUAAGCUUAACCCUUCCUCUUCAUAUGUAACUGUAGCAUUUGUUUGUGAAAUUCUAACAUGAAUUGGAGCUCUGAUUACGCUAUUCUCUUGUUGUACGAGUAGACCAAUGAGAAAUAAUUUGCAUCGAGGGAUUAUUACUUCUUCAACUAUUUCAUAUCUUC